CAAGCACCAGCAAGCAGCACUUAGUAGAGGUUUGCAGGCUCCCGUGAGCGAUGGCUGGGGCGCCCGCAGACGGAAGGAGGAACCGCUGGGAGCUUGCCGCCUUCCCCGCGAGCCUACCUCUGUUUGAUUUGCCCCCUCCCCUCCUGGGCAGCUUCUGCUCGAUCCUAGACUCCUGCGACGGAGCCCUGGGCUGGCGGGGGCUAGCUGAACGUGUUUCCAACAGUUGGCUAGAAGUUCGACACAUUGAAAAAUAUGUUGAGCAAGGUAAAAGUGGAACGAGGGAAUUACUCUGGUCUUGGGCACAGAAAAACAAGACGAUCGGUGACCUUUUGCAAGUACUACAGGAAAUGGGCCAUGAGCGAGCAAUUAAUUUAAUUGUGAAUCAUGGAAAGACCUUAAAUGCCUCAUCUAAUCAGAGUCAGCAGACAACUGGAUUUCCAAAUAUUUCUUCCCAGGUAACAACUGACAACACAAUCGAUAAUAUAAGAUGUAUGCCUGAAUAUCAGAAAGGAAUAAACCUAAAAUCUUCCUUCAACUUUAAAAACAUCAUAGAAGGAACCAGAAGCUUCCAUAAAGAUUUUCUAAUUGGAGAAGGAGAAUUAUUCAAAGUAUUCAAAGUGGAACUUCAAAAUGGAACAUUUGCUGUUAAGUUAUUUAAACAGGAGAAAACUCCACAGGAUAACAAAAAUUGGAAGAUGUUUUUCUCAGAACUUGAAGUUUUGAAUAUGGUUCAACAUCCAAACAUCCUGGAACUGGUUGCUUAUUUUAUGGAGGCUGAGAGGUUUUGCCUUGUUUACCCAUACAUGAGCAAUGGAUCGCUUUUUGAUAGGUUGCAAUGUAUAGAAAAUACUUUUCCACUUUCUUGGCAACUUCGACUCAGUAUAUUGAUAGGAAUAGCCAGAGCCAUUCAAUAUUUACACAGUGCUAAACCAUGCUCUGUCAUCUGUGGCAACAUAACAAGUUCAAACAUACUUUUGGACAACCAGUUUCAACCCAAACUAAAAAAUUUUGUUACGGCCCACCUCCGGCCUCACCUGGAAAAACAGAGUUCCACUAUAAAUAUGGAAAGUGGUAGAAAUAAAUACCUUUGGUACAUGCCAGAAGAAUAUAUAAGACAGAGAAGACUGUCUCCUAAAACUGAUGUCUACAGCUUUGGAAUUGUCAUAAUGGAAGUUCUGACAGGUUAUAAAGUGGUUCUAGAAGGUCCAAAAUAUGUUCGACUGAGGGAUCUCCUUGUGGAAUUGAUGGAGAAGAGAGGUGUUGAGUCAUGUAUCUCCUUAUUAGAUAAAAAAAUAAAUCCAUGUCCUCAGAAUUUCUCCUGGAAAUUAUUUACUUUAGCAAACCAAUGCACAUCUUCCCGGGCAAAGUUAAGGCCAACAAUGGAUGAAGUCUUGAUUACCCUUGAAAGUACUUACCCUAUCUUACAUUUUGCUGAAGAUCCUCCCAAAUCACUAAAGUCCUUCAGGUCUCCUUCCCCUCUUUUCCUUGAUCGCUUACCCAGUAUUCCCAUGGAAAAUGAUGAAAAUCAGGAACUUUGCUUACCUCCUAAUGAAAAAUUGGACAAAGCUGGAUUGGCUCAGAAAACACCACUGGAGUGUAGCCAGUCUGAAGUUACCUUUCUAGGCUUUGACAGAAAGGCCCUGGGAAAAGAAAAGGCCCAUGUUUCUGAAAUACCUGCGACUUCCAGGAAAGAUGACUUCUCAUCAAAUCAUACGCUUCCAUCCCAGGACUCAAGGGUUUGUUUUAUGAGUAUGGACCUUUCCUCAGAGUCUAGAAGCUCUUCUGUUUUGAGCAGGCUGGUGGAACCCAGUUCCUCCUCAGAAUCAUAUAGGAAUAAAGGCGGAAAGUUGGAAGGAGAUGACUGUUAAAAGUUCGCCAUGGGGACAGCUAAGUGGCCCAGUGGAUAGAGCAUCUGGAGUUUAAAUCUAGCUUCUGACACUUGACACUUAUUAGCUGUAUGACCUAAGCAAGUCACUUCACCCUGAUUGCCUUGCCAAAAUAUCCACAUCAGACCAACACAAGCUCAGAAUGCUCUGCCACAGGUCAGACACAAGUAGCCCACAUGAACAUUUGGGGUGGAUUCUCUAACUUUGUGCAUCUUGCAUUUUCUCUGAGCUAAUUAAAUUCUGCUUUGCUCAAAGAGCACAGAACCUUCUCUGAUGAGGGCACACCGUGCUGGGUGGUCCUGUGUCAGUGCGAUUAAUUCUCAGGUUUUUAAGAGAGACCUUGAGAGUGUCCUUGUAUUGUUUUUUCUGACCACCUUGUGAGCACUUUCCCUGUAUGAGUUCUCCAUAAAAUAAAUUACAUAUAUAGGUGUAUGUAUGUAUAUAUAGAUAUAAACAUAUAU
Molecule: messenger RNA, 2347 nt
Organism: Antechinus flavipes (yellow-footed antechinus)
Lineage: Eukaryota; Metazoa; Chordata; Mammalia; Dasyuromorphia; Dasyuridae
Gene: IRAK3
Product: interleukin 1 receptor associated kinase 3
Biological process (GO): signal transduction; protein phosphorylation
Cellular component (GO): plasma membrane
Molecular function (GO): protein kinase activity; ATP binding; protein binding
Source: RefSeq, a predicted model, not a curated record